GGUGACGCCUUGAGGAGCCACAAGAGAAAGUAACGUCGUUGUAUGAAAACUACAUAAGGUGUACGUUAAUUAAAGUUUAAAACCCCCCAAAACACACAACAGCCACAUUAAUGUGGCACACCGGUCAAAGUUUUAGAAGCGGUACAGGACAUUCUCCUUCUGGAUAUUCUGGUAAGACCAAAAUUCAUGGUUUCAUCAGUAAUAAUUUGAGGCCCUAAAGCAGCAAAAAAGUCCCGGUGCAUCAUAUAACCACCACCUUGUAUGACGCCUCCCCUGAAUGAGUCAUCCAGCUGGCUCCUCAUUGGAUAAGACCAUACCAUCCCAAGGGAUUGCCUUGCAGAGGCAGAAAGGCCUUGCUUCCAUUCACAGAAACACUGUGUUUCCACAGAUUUUGUCUCUAACGGAUUGGAUUUCUGCUCUGGAUUUUUAUUGGGAAACGAUUGGACUUUGGUGACAGCAACAGCUCUGCACAUUGAACCGCCACUGUAAACUCAACAGAGGAGAGGGGAAAAAAAAUUAGUCAGGUGGCCUGUGAUUGCUGAGAGGCAUUCACUGCCUGUGCUACUGCUGCUAUGUUACAGGAGAGGGUUGUCAGCGCGGUUCGGCCACGUCUGCCUGCACGCCUGUGAAGGAGGCAGGCUGUGUGAGUUGGUUGGUUGGUGGAGAGACGAGGACCGUGCUAUAGAGGGAAGGGUAUGCUUCACCGUACCAAGUACAACCGCUUCAGGAAUGAGUCGGUAACAUCUGUCGAUGAGCUUCUCCACGGCCUGUCCAUGAACCCCAAGGUCUCGGCCUCCUCUCAGUCUGCAGCCGAGACAUCCUUCGCACCCCCAAGCGAGGUCCAGCUCUCCUCCACCGCUGCCGUCCCUUCCAGCAACACAACCAGCCAUGGCUCAGAGCAUCUGGAGGAUGGAGGCACCACCCUCUGCACCCUCAUCAACAAGGUCUCCGGCCUGAAAUUCAGCAACUCGGGCAGCCUGCUUGGCAUCAAGGGUCUACCCUCGGCCGUCAAGGACCUGGCUGUGUCCAAGCUGCAUGGGGGUGGGGGUGCGGGCUCCAGCCCCAGCAGCGUGGCGGCGGCAGCAACAGCCGUCUCUGGUGUGGGAGGGUCUCAGUGCAGCUCCCAUUCAACCCCCUGCACACAGUUGGAGACAGCUGUCAGCAUGAGCAAGAAGAGCAGACUGGACGAUCUCCAGCCUAGAGGAGAGGAUUGGAAUCCAGGUGGGGGUGGCGGACUGGUGAGCAAGCCCUCCAGAGGAUGGCUGCACUCGAAUGAGAAGAUAUCUGGCCCAGGAGUUACAUACGUUGUGAAGUAUCUGGGCUGCAUAGAAGUCUUGCGAUCGAUGAGAUCCUUGGAUUUCACUACAAGGUCACAAAUAACAAGGGAAGCUAUCAGCCUGGUGUGUGAAGCAGUUCCUGGGACUAAAGGAGCGCUGCGGAAAAGAAAGCCACCAUCCAAAGCCCUGUCCAACAUUUUAGGCAAGAGUAAUCUCCAGUUUGCUGGCAUGUCCAUCAACCUGAAUAUCUCCACCAGUAGCCUCAACCUAAUGACCCCCGACUGCAAACAGAUCAUUGCCAACCAUCACAUGCAGUCUAUCUCCUUUGCAUCAGGUGGAGACCCUGAUACAACAGAUUAUGUUGCCUACGUAGCAAAGGACCCAGUCAACAGAAGAGCAUGUCACAUCCUCGAAUGUGCCGAUGGGCUCGCUCAGGAUGUUAUCAGCACCAUCGGCCAGGCGUUUGACCUUCGCUUCCAGCAGUACCUGCAGUGUCCCUCAAGCAAGAUGUCAUCAGUCCAUGACAGAGUAUUAAACAUGGAGGAGUUGGCAUGGACAGAGGAAGAAGAGGAGUCAACAGAACAUCCUUAUUAUAACAACAUCCCCGGCAAAAUGCCACCCCAAGGAGGCUUUAUUGAUACUCGACUGACGAAUCAGAACGCAGCAUCUGAAGGAGGCCAGAUUGGUCCGGGCUCGGUGGAUCAGACGUACUACCAGGGACGGCAUUGUGAAAACUGGGCUGAUGAAAGGAAAGCCAUCUUCCUGCAGCAGGGAUCUUUUGAUAUCAGCAGUUUGCCAGAGAAUAAAGGUCAGACACCAAAAGCAGCGGAGAUGCCCAUGUACGUCAACACCCAGCAGAUUGAUGCCCAGGUGCUUGCAGCUCUCCAGGCUGAAGCAGAAAAUGCCACAAAGGGCAUAGUAGAGGCAGGCAAAGGGAGCCCCCAGAAGGACCUGUUUGACAUGAAGCCCUUUGAGGAAGCCAUUCAGUCCCAGCCACUGGCCCCUGGGCAGUCCCAGACUCAAGUGUCCAACCUUCAGAAGGCAGCUUCUGUUGACAACUCCAGCCCUCUCCUUGUCCGAUCUUUGGCUUUCCGCACUCAAGAGGAGCUGGAAGGUCAGACGUGGUACCAUGGCAAAAUGAGCCGCCGUGAUGCUGAGAAACUGCUUAAGAGCGAUGGGGACUUCCUUGUCCGCACGAGCACCACCAACCCAGGGUCCUACGUUCUGACUGGUAUGCACAAUGGACUCGCCAAACAUUUACUGCUUGUGGACCCUGAAGGCACGGUACGGACAAAAGAUCAUAUAUUUGACAGCAUUGGCCACCUUAUUGGCCAUCACCGUGACAAAAAUUUGCCUAUUGUCUCAGCUGGGAGUGAACUCUGUCUCCAUCAGCCUGUUGAAAGAAAAUUGUGAUGCUUGAAAUGCCUGAUGGGAAGCAGAGGGUCUUUAGACGCCCUCUCCUCCUGGAACUGGAAGAUGCCUACAAAAGGCUCAAUGUGCUCAACCUGCUUUACUGGAGUCACUGGAGUACUCGUGAUUUGUUAAGGAUUAAGGAAAACUAUUUAUAGAAUUGCUAUUAUUUUGUUGUGAUGACUGAAAUGCUAUAUUUUUGAGAAGAAAAAUCGGUGCAUUUGGAUUUGAUACUUUGAUUUGGUGUUUAAUUAAAGAAACAAUAAAGCGACAAAUUGUUCUUGUAGUUUAGACGCAGUGCAAAUAAAACCUCAAAGAGGCAAAGAAUAUUUUAAAAAUGAAACUCUAAACUAAGUUUUGUCUGUCAAGCACAACCAUAUUUCUACUGAACGUGUUGACUUGGUGGUUGAAGAAUCAGAAAACGCUCUUUUAAAUAAAUUCUAAUAAAAAAAUUGCCCUGAAACUGACCAUUAGUGUGACGGCUUGAUUUAUUAGUCUCCAUAUGAAAGCUACUUUUGUUGGAGUUUGAAGCCGAAUGUGUUGUCAGUGUCGGGGAGCAAACGACACCUUUUCAUACUGCAGUCAAUGGCUUUAGAGAUCAGCCUUUUUUAUAAUAUAAAGUAUUUCCUUGUGUCACUGCAGCCGCAUGACUUCAAAUCAAUUGUUCUCGUGGCCGUGUUUGUAGACCUUGAAUUCCCCUUUAUUUGAAAAGAGGUGCUUGUGUAUGCUGACACUGUAUAAAAAAAAA
This is a messenger RNA of Poecilia reticulata (guppy), 3435 nucleotides long. The record is from RefSeq and is a predicted model, not a curated record. Lineage: Eukaryota; Metazoa; Chordata; Actinopteri; Cyprinodontiformes; Poeciliidae.